Molecule: messenger RNA, 2049 nt
Organism: Cryptococcus wingfieldii CBS 7118
Lineage: Eukaryota; Fungi; Basidiomycota; Tremellomycetes; Tremellales; Cryptococcaceae
Exons: 7
Coding region: 1-2049 (682 amino acids)
Biological process (GO): DNA-templated transcription
Molecular function (GO): DNA binding; zinc ion binding
Source: RefSeq, a predicted model, not a curated record
AUGGCGGAGAGUGUACGAUCAGGGGCCGAGAUAGGUGGGCAGAAGGACGUAGGGGCGAGGAAGAGGAAGAGAGCCUUUCCGUUCUUUAGCGGGGGCAGGGGUGGGGAUGGGAUGGUUACGGAUGAGCUGCUGGAAAACCUUCCGACGCAUGCCGAAUGUGACAUCUUGGUACGCCCUCUCAAGUCGAAUGGUAUAGACGCAGUUGCUGAUACAAUUGCUUCCCCAGCUCAGAGUCUAUCUAGAAAAAGUCGAAUGGGUAAGCCACCCACAUCCACCCCUCACAUCCUCACUCACCAUCAUCUAUUCCAGAUCCACCACCCCCUCCACCUCCCUGCCUUUCUCGCCCAAUACAACAAAUUCUGGUCCAUGUCCCCCUCUCAGCGCCGAGUAAAAGUACAUUCGAGGUGGACUGCUUUGUUGUUUAUCGUGCUCUGCUUGGGUGAACAUUUUGGGGAUGAAGAGAUGGGGAAGGAUCGGGAUUUGGAAGAACGUCUGCUUGUCGUCAGUCUUAUCCUUCUUCGAACUGAGCAAAGAGGGUGUGCUGAUCUGGGUUGGUGUGUUGGUAAGGCGACAGAAGAUUCAUUAUCCCACUCCGACUUCUUAGACCAGCCUUCGACAGAAACGAUCCAAACCAUCAUAUGCCUCAACUUGUAUCUCAACAAUAAGAACAAGGUGAAUGCUGCCAGGUCGUUGUUGGGGACGGCUAUCAAGAUGGCCUUUUCCAUCGGCAUGUCUAGGAUACCGGAUGAGGGGCCGGGUGUUGAUCCGCAAGGUAUCGUCGACCGCGAGCUCGGCCGACGUCUCUGGUGGUCCCUCGUCACCCAAGACGCCUACACAGCCUCCACCUCCGGCUUCACCUACCUCAUCAACCUCUCCCACACCUCCACCUCCCUCCCUUCCAACCUCAACGACGACGAUAUCCUCCCCCCGCCCCACUUUCACGCAAAACCUCUCAUGAGCGAGAGGGGCGAGAGGGGCGAGGUGACGACGGCGACGUAUCAUAUAACGAAAGUGGAUUUCGCGCUGGUGGUGAGGGGGUUUGUGGAUCUGGUCAAUAAAGAUUUCCCCAAUGCGGAUUAUGAAGGCAUCAUGGCGCUCGACCUCCAAUUCCGCCAAGUAUACGCCUCCCUCCCACCUCCCCUCCGCCCCGACCUGCCCCAACCAUUCUCCCUCUCCCAAACCAGCUCCCAACGCUACCUCCUCCCCCAACGUCUCUUCUCCGGCAUAACCCUGCACAACCGCAUCAUGCGCCUCCACCGCGCCUACAUGGUGCGCGGCUACGCCGAGGUAAAGUAUGAGUACUCGACCAGGGCGUGUUUGGAGUCGGCGUAUGCGCUGUUGGGGUUGGUGAGGCAGGAGAGGGGGAUUUUGUGUAGGUGGUGGGUUGUGUUGGUGCAGGUUUGGACGGGGGGGUUGAUUAUUGGGGUGGAUCUGCUCCGGGGCCGGGGCAGGGUGGGGCAGGGAGGGGAGGAGGGGUGGGGGGAGAAGCAGAGGGAGGCGUUGGGAGUGGCGGUGUCUUUACUCGAGCCGAUAUCAAAAUCGUCGCCCGUAGCUGCGAGGGGCGUCAAAGUCCUCCGAGCACUUAUCGCUUCAUCGUUCAACCCACCUCCUCCUCCUCCUCCUCCUCCUCCUCCUCCUCCUCUGGCGGUCCCCUUACCACCUCUCGCUCAACGUCAACGAUCACAACGUGCCGACGACAUUGGGACGGGACAUCUAGGCGAGAGUCGGGUGGCAGAGUGGGGCACGUCGUCGCAUCUUCAGUCUAAUGGCGGGGUAUCGUCAUCGGAUAGGCUGGAGAGCGUGGGGAGAGACGGGGAGGAGGAUGGGAGGCGGAUGAGAGGAUCGAGAGAUAUGGAAAGUCAGCGUAUGGGUGGUGGUCAGCUCUCGGACGGGGGGAAUCAGUUCGAGCUGGGUCACACAUCCCUCAACGACCUCGACUUGUUACUCCAGAAUGCGCCGAGCUUUGUGCCGUCGGGGUUGGAGGGGGAGGCGGAUGAUCCGGCGGUGGCAGAGUUUUGGGAGAGCUUGUUUGGGAUGGGGCAGUGGUGA